Messenger RNA from Clonostachys solani, 1437 nucleotides. NCBI's taxonomy places the organism in Eukaryota, Fungi, Ascomycota, Sordariomycetes, Hypocreales, Bionectriaceae. The record is from the annotation of a GenBank genome assembly.
AUGACGACAUUGCUAGAUCUUCCUAACGAGGUGCUCUCUCGGAUCGCCGAACGCCUAAGCGAUGCGGAUCACAAAGCGCUAUUCAGCCUGAUUUAUGUAAACAAACGCCUGAAUAUCAUCACUACCCCCUUUCUGGUCCGGCGCUGGCCUCCAGUGGAGAGAGAUGCCCUCGAGCAUAGCCCCGGAUAUGAUCGUUUCGUGUUGCACCUGUUACGCAACCCGACUCUUCGACGAUACAUCAGUCUCCUAGACGCGGGCGACUUUUCUACGCGUGAAGAUAGAGAUGAUGUGGAAACAGCCGUCAGUCGUGAUGAGCUGGAAGAGAUUGCGACUGCGGGCCUCCGAGACUGGCCCGCGCUUGCGGAGCUCUCGGAAUGGAGGGAGCAAAUAUCGGAGGGUAUUCAAGAUGCUUUCGUGGUGUUGAUCCUCUUGUGGGCGAGGGAUUUGGUGGAGUUCGAUUUCACUGUGCCUCUUAUCGGGUUAAUACGUCUAGAUGGCGAAGAACAGUUGACCUUGGGUUUCGUCAGCCAAGUUGCCCGAAUGUUCAGCGGCAGCUCUGAGGGCGCUAUUCUGGAUCACCUCCCCCUCGCGAAAUUGCAGUCCGUCCAAUACAAACAUGGGGACACGGAAUUUGGUGUGCAGGGCAAAUAUGCGGCGCCAUUCUUUUAUCUCCCUAAUCUGCGGACCUUUUUCGGGUUCAGGAUUGAGAUGGCUCCUUCACACAUAGAAGAAAGCUUUGAAGAUGGUGACGGUGACCAAAGCACAUAUCUCACUGAGUUUCCCGUUGGGACAUCGACUGUCGAGGAGAUCAUUCUCAAUACCUCUGAUGUGUGUCUGGAGGGGCUGACAACUCUCGUUCGGGCGUGUCGCAGGCUGAGGACCUUUGCCCUACACUAUGGGCCGGUUUUAGAUACCAGGGAAGUUGAUUCCAGUCGACUGGCCGAGCUUCUUUUGGCCCGGGCGGAUUCUCUUCAGAAUCUUGCGCUUGACUGGGGCGAAUCCCCAACCUUGGAAAUUACGGCUCAGGGUCCGCUGAAGAUCGAGCAAUGCUUCCAUCAACUCCACCGUCUCGAGUAUCUCGAACUUGCAUUGUACAUGCUGUGCGAAGAAAGCGAGAUCGAUGGGCAGGCUUUCAUCUCACUUAACUCGCAGCUACUCCCAAAAUCACUAAGGUGCUUGUGCUUAGUGGGAAAUGCGGACUGGCGUUUGAAGAAUGAAGUAGCUUUGACCAAACUGGUAGAUAGUAUCGAGGCAUUUAUGCUCAAAUGUGGUCCAGGGGGUGAAUUUCCGCACAUGGAGGCGUUGGAGCUGAUCUAUCUCACAUAUCGCCCCCCGACGUAUAACUACACGCAGCGCCUAGAGGAAACGGGUCGCAGAAAGAAUUUGAGAGUGAUAUUCAACAAAUAUCAAUGGCGGACGUGGCCUGGAUAUGGUUGA